AUGGCUCCGUGUAAAUAUGUGGUGGGCACCAUGAUGGCAGAUGGCAGAGAGAUCCCCAUAACUCCACAUGAACAUGAUCUGGAUAUUACAUUUGGCUUUGCCACUUCUUGUGACUUCAAUAGAAGUGGGCUCAAACUCAACACCAUUGACUCCAUCAUCAUCAAUGCCAAAUAUGCGGAGACUAUUGAUGAAAGGGGUGAUACUUUUAUCCCUCCAACUCUUAAAUCUUUCGCCGAAACUUUCGCAAGCGACCUGAAAUCUGUGCACCUCAAACCGUCAGUUCAUGUGGGUGACAGAGCCUCCUCUGGAUCCAUCUUCCUCACUCUGGGGGACCCGAGUGACUACCGUGAUGCUGCAGGGCGAGAAACAUCCGAAGGAUACGCUCUCAAUGUCUCAUCCUCAGGAAUAACCAUUACCGGGGCAAGCCCUUUGGGAGUAUGGUGGGGCACACGCACAGUCCUCCAGCAGGCCUCUCUAUCCAACGGUACUAUCCCAUAUGGCUCCGGCAUCGACUCCCCAGGAUGGGCCACUAGAGGAAUGAUGCUGGAUGCUGGACGUCAUUAUUACCCACCAGAGUUCCUCAUCGAGAUGUGCGCAUACAUGUCUUUCUUCAAGCAGAACACCUUUCAUGUACAUCUUAGCGACAACUUGUACAACAACGUGGAUAUAUACAGUCGCGAGCAAUCCCUAGAACUUUAUGCUAGGUUUAGGUUGUGGUCUGACUCCAAAGACGUGGCCGGUUUAAACAAGCACAAGAACGAGUCCUAUACGAGGGAGCAGUUUGACAACAUACAGUCAGCGUGUGCAGCUCGAGGGGUUACUAUUCUCCCAGAGAUCGAAGCUCCCGGCCACUCUUUGGUCUUUGUUCAGUGGAAGCCUGAGCUUGGGUUGGAGAACGACCUGAGCCUACUAAAUAUAUCCAACCCGGAAACGAUUCCAACCAUGAAAACGGUUUGGAGUACCUUUCUCCCAUGGUUCCACACGAAGACAGUGCAUAUUGGAGCCGAUGAAUACACAGCUGAAGUAAACGACUACAAUAUCUUCGUAAAUGCAAUGGCGGACCAUAUUCAUACCGAAUCUAAUAAAACUAUCAGGAUUUGGGGCACAUUUCCACCUAACUAUACUCAGCCAGGGUACAUCAACAUUUACAGGAAUGUGUCGGUACAACAUUGGGAAUACUUCGAAGACAAUCCCCUUUACGACUACAUCCGCAACAAAUACACAGUUUUGAAUUCUGAUGAUACCUUCUACGUCGUCAAUAAAUGGUCCGGAAGCUAUCCGCAGAUGGUCAGCAUCACAAAAACUUUUAAUGGCAACCCAGCCACCAAUAACGGCACGUGGUAUCCGUACGUUUUCGACACACAUAACAGUUCCAAUAACCCGGUUCGGUCCGAGCCACUUGUGCUAGGCGAGAUUGCACCGUUGUGGAAUGACUACGGCGCGAAUACGAGUGUUUACACCGAAGCUUACUAUGCAUGGCAAGAAGGAAUUCCGGCCUUGGCAGACAAGCAAUGGGGAGGUGAUCUCACUGCGGAGGAACUCAACGGAAUACUUCAGACUCUUCUUCCUUCCAUCCCCGGGCAGAAUCUACGGCGCAGUAUUCCCUCAAAGUCGUCUACAAUUCUGGAGUAUUCCCUAAGAAAUGCGUAUAGCUCUGCAAGUAACAGAUCAGCCAAGAUUUCCGACCAGUCCGGCAAUGGAUACGAUGGCUCCACAAACUGCCCGAUAUCCAAUACCUCUAUCGCUAUCAACUCCUCAUGCUCUCUUACAACGCCCCUCUCGUCGAAAGGAAGAGACUACACCCUAACCCUCUCCCUCCUCCUCAUUACCCUCUCCUCCCCCACCAACGCAACCCUCGUCUCAGGCGCCGACUCAGCCCUCAUGCUAACACCCAACAUCACCCUCUUUGCAUCCGGCUCGUACUUCCGUCUCAAUUCAUCACUCCCCAUGAACCAAAAGUUCUCUCUCAGUAUCCUCGGCCGAGGAAACCAGACAUUCGCCAAGCUCGACGACGGCGCCGAAGAAGAAUUCCUAACAAAGAUGGGCAUCAAUGGAGAAAGAUUUGUAUGGGCGCCGAUGGGAAUCGAAGCGCCCUUGAAAGAAGUUGGUGGCGCGGGUUGUGGGUGGAAUGGAGAGUUGUAUGGGAUGAAGCUGACGAAUGUGGCUUAGAAAGGUUGUGAUGAUGGGCUAUUGAGUAACUGUCAUAUCACAACCCCUCUCGGUCGUGGAUAAGUAUUGUUGAGGCAGAUUCAGCGCGAAGAUUUCAUACGGAAAUAGAUAAUCAAGAUUUAAAGUUUGAGUGUUCGAACCCUCUCCACUCCACAUUCUGAGAUCUGGGGUGUUCGAUCUACUUACUGCGGGGUAGUCUGUAUUUGCUUUUGUGUGGCUGGCUGAACACGAUGCAGCUUUUGGUGAGGCUUCUGGAAUGAAUAAUGAUGUGCAGAUGUGACAGAUUAGCGAUAGGACUGAGGAUCUCUGAG
This is a messenger RNA of Lindgomyces ingoldianus, 2480 nucleotides long. RefSeq names its product glycoside hydrolase, catalytic core. Bases 1 to 2169 code for a protein of 722 amino acids. Gene Ontology annotation, molecular function: beta-N-acetylhexosaminidase activity. The transcript is spliced from 2 exons. The record is from RefSeq and is a predicted model, not a curated record. Gene Ontology annotation, biological process: carbohydrate metabolic process. Lineage: Eukaryota; Fungi; Ascomycota; Dothideomycetes; Pleosporales; Lindgomycetaceae.